Messenger RNA from Closterium sp. Yama58-4, 4360 nucleotides. Lineage: Eukaryota; Viridiplantae; Streptophyta; Zygnematophyceae; Desmidiales; Closteriaceae. The record is from the annotation of a GenBank genome assembly.
CUCUGGUUGGUUUGAUCUGUGCCACAGCUCUGGUUGGUUUGAUCUGUGCCACAGCUCUGGUUGGUUUGAUCUGUGCCACAGCUCUGGUUGGUUUGAUCUGUGCCACAGCUCUGGUUGGUUUGAUCUGUGCCACAGCUCUGGUUGGUUUGAUCUGUGCCACAGCUCUGGUUGGUUUGAUCUGUGCCACAGCUCUGGUUGGUUUGAUCUGUGCCACAGCUCUGGUUGGUUUGAUCUGUGCCACAGCUCUGGUUGGUUUGAUCUGUGCCACAGCUCUGGUUGGUUUGAUCUGUGCCACAGCUCUGGUUGGUUUGAUCUGUGCCACAGCUCUGGUUGGUUUGAUCUGUGCCACAGCUCUGGUUGGUUUGAUCUGUGCCACAGCUCUGGUUGGUUUGAUCUGUGCCACAGCUCUGGUUGGUUUGAUCUGUGCCACAGCUCUGGUUGGUUUGAUCUGUGCCACAGCUCUGGUUGGUUUGAUCUGUGCCACAGCUCUGGUUGGUUUGAUCUGUGCCACAGCUCUGGUUGGUUUGAUCUGUGCCACAGCUCUGGUUGGUUUGAUCUGUGCCACAGCUCUGGUUGGUUUGAUCUGUGCCACAGCUCUGGUUGGUUUGAUCUGUGCCACAGCUCUGGUUGGUUUGAUCUGUGCCACAGCUCUGGUUGGUUUGAUCUGUGCCACAGCUCUGGUUGGUUUGAUCUGUGCCACAGCUCUGGUUGGUUUGAUCUGUGCCACAGCUCUGGUUGGUUUGAUCUGUGCCACAGCUCUGGUUGGUUUGAUCUGUGCCACAGCUCUGGUUGGUUUGAUCUGUGCCACAGCUCUGGUUGGUUUGAUCUGUGCCACAGCUCUGGUUGGUUUGAUCUGUGCCACAGCUCUGGUUGGUUUGAUCUGUGCCACAGCUCUGGUUGGUUUGAUCUGUGCCACAGCUCUGGUUGGUUUGAUCUGUGCCACAGCUCUGGUUGGUUUGAUCUGUGCCACAGCUCUGGUUGGUUUGAUCUGUGCCACAGCUCUGGUUGGUUUGAUCUGUGCCACAGCUCUGGUUGGUUUGAUCUGUGCCACAGCUCUGGUUGGUUUGAUCUGUGCCACAGCUCUGGUUGGUUUGAUCUGUGCCACAGCUCUGGUUGGUUUGAUCUGUGCCACAGCUCUGGUUGGUUUGAUCUGUGCCACAGCUCUGGUUGGUUUGAUCUGUGCCACAGCUCUGGUUGGUUUGAUCUGUGCCACAGCUCUGGUUGGUUUGAUCUGUGCCACAGCUCUGGUUGGUUUGAUCUGUGCCACAGCUCUGGUUGGUUUGAUCUGUGCCACAGCUCUGGUUGGUUUGAUCUGUGCCACAGCUCUGGUUGGUUUGAUCUGUGCCACAGCUCUGGUUGGUUUGAUCUGUGCCACAGCUCUGGUUGGUUUGAUCUGUGCCACAGCUCUGGUUGGUUUGAUCUGUGCCACAGCUCUGGUUGGUUUGAUCUGUGCCACAGCUCUGGUUGGUUUGAUCUGUGCCACAGCUCUGGUUGGUUUGAUCUGUGCCACAGCUCUGGUUGGUUUGAUCUGUGCCACAGCUCUGGUUGGUUUGAUCUGUGCCACAGCUCUGGUUGGUUUGAUCUGUGCCACAGCUCUGGUUGGUUUGAUCUGUGCCACAGCUCUGGUUGGUUUGAUCUGUGCCACAGCUCUGGUUGGUUUGAUCUGUGCCACAGCUCUGGUUGGUUUGAUCUGUGCCACAGCUCUGGUUGGUUUGAUCUGUGCCACAGCUCUGGUUGGUUUGAUCUGUGCCACAGCUCUGGUUGGUUUGAUCUGUGCCACAGCUCUGGUUGGUUUGAUCUGUGCCACAGCUCUGGUUGGUUUGAUCUGUGCCACAGCUCUGGUUGGUUUGAUCUGUGCCACAGCUCUGGUUGGUUUGAUCUGUGCCACAGCUCUGGUUGGUUUGAUCUGUGCCACAGCUCUGGUUGGUUUGAUCUGUGCCACAGCUCUGGUUGGUUUGAUCUGUGCCACAGCUCUGGUUGGUUUGAUCUGUGCCACAGCUCUGGUUGGUUUGAUCUGUGCCACAGCUCUGGUUGGUUUGAUCUGUGCCACAGCUCUGGUUGGUUUGAUCUGUGCCACAGCUCUGGUUGGUUUGAUCUGUGCCACAGCUCUGGUUGGUUUGAUCUGUGCCACAGCUCUGGUUGGUUUGAUCUGUGCCACAGCUCUGGUUGGUUUGAUCUGUGCCACAGCUCUGGUUGGUUUGAUCUGUGCCACAGCUCUGGUUGGUUUGAUCUGUGCCACAGCUCUGGUUGGUUUGAUCUGUGCCACAGCUCUGGUUGGUUUGAUCUGUGCCACAGCUCUGGUUGGUUUGAUCUGUGCCACAGCUCUGGUUGGUUUGAUCUGUGCCACAGCUCUGGUUGGUUUGAUCUGUGCCACAGCUCUGGUUGGUUUGAUCUGUGCCACAGCUCUGGUUGGUUUGAUCUGUGCCACAGCUCUGGUUGGUUUGAUCUGUGCCACAGCUCUGGUUGGUUUGAUCUGUGCCACAGCUCUGGUUGGUUUGAUCUGUGCCACAGCUCUGGUUGGUUUGAUCUGUGCCACAGCUCUGGUUGGUUUGAUCUGUGCCACAGCUCUGGUUGGUUUGAUCUGUGCCACAGCUCUGGUUGGUUUGAUCUGUGCCACAGCUCUGGUUGGUUUGAUCUGUGCCACAGCUCUGGUUGGUUUGAUCUGUGCCACAGCUCUGGUUGGUUUGAUCUGUGCCACAGCUCUGGUUGGUUUGAUCUGUGCCACAGCUCUGGUUGGUUUGAUCUGUGCCACAGCUCUGGUUGGUUUGAUCUGUGCCACAGCUCUGGUUGGUUUGAUCUGUGCCACAGCUCUGGUUGGUUUGAUCUGUGCCACAGCUCUGGUUGGUUUGAUCUGUGCCACAGCUCUGGUUGGUUUGAUCUGUGCCACAGCUCUGGUUGGUUUGAUCUGUGCCACAGCUCUGGUUGGUUUGAUCUGUGCCACAGCUCUGGUUGGUUUGAUCUGUGCCACAGCUCUGGUUGGUUUGAUCUGUGCCACAGCUCUGGUUGGUUUGAUCUGUGCCACAGCUCUGGUUGGUUUGAUCUGUGCCACAGCUCUGGUUGGUUUGAUCUGUGCCACAGCUCUGGUUGGUUUGAUCUGUGCCACAGCUCUGGUUGGUUUGAUCUGUGCCACAGCUCUGGUUGGUUUGAUCUGUGCCACAGCUCUGGUUGGUUUGAUCUGUGCCACAGCUCUGGUUGGUUUGAUCUGUGCCACAGCUCUGGUUGGUUUGAUCUGUGCCACAGCUCUGGUUGGUUUGAUCUGUGCCACAGCUCUGGUUGGUUUGAUCUGUGCCACAGCUCUGGUUGGUUUGAUCUGUGCCACAGCUCUGGUUGGUUUGAUCUGUGCCACAGCUCUGGUUGGUUUGAUCUGUGCCACAGCUCUGGUUGGUUUGAUCUGUGCCACAGCUCUGGUUGGUUUGAUCUGUGCCACAGCUCUGGUUGGUUUGAUCUGUGCCACAGCUCUGGUUGGUUUGAUCUGUGCCACAGCUCUGGUUGGUUUGAUCUGUGCCACAGCUCUGGUUGGUUUGAUCUGUGCCACAGCUCUGGUUGGUUUGAUCUGUGCCACAGCUCUGGUUGGUUUGAUCUGUGCCACAGCUCUGGUUGGUUUGAUCUGUGCCACAGCUCUGGUUGGUUUGAUCUGUGCCACAGCUCUGGUUGGUUUGAUCUGUGCCACAGCUCUGGUUGGUUUGAUCUGUGCCACAGCUCUGGUUGGUUUGAUCUGUGCCACAGCUCUGGUUGGUUUGAUCUGUGCCACAGCUCUGGUUGGUUUGAUCUGUGCCACAGCUCUCUCCUCCCUCGUCUCCUCCUCGUUGCUUCAUCAAUUCACGUGCGGUACCUAGCGGUGCAGUGGCGUACGGAGUAUGCGCUUCUGCAGCCCAACAUGAGAGUGCGGUACCUAGCGGUGCAGUGGCGCACGGAGUAUGCGCUGCUGCAACCCAACAUGAGUGCUCGCCUCAUGCUGCGGUGCACCCGCGGACUCAUCAAAGCUGCCUUGACCGCCAUUCGCACUAAGGCGUUAUCAGAGCGAUUGUUUCUAGCCACGGACAUGCAUCCGGACGGCCGGCCUGUCUCCAUGUCCUUUUAUGGACUCGAGUUCCUGCAACAGCGCAUAGCCAAGCGAGUGAUUCAGCUUCUUUACUCCAAGUUGCAGCCUGUGUCAUGGACAACAGUGGACCCUCAGUUCCCGCGCCUGGAUGCGGGAGUGCAGGGAAUUCUGGACAAGCUGGUUUGUCUAAAGGCAACAUUUUUUCUAUACCCUCCAGACCAGUGUGGAGGCCACAGCAGCAGUUUUACUCGGGACAUUAUUGGCAACAGACGGAAGAAUAGGAGGGCCUUUCCCAGUGAAGCAUGGAGUUUAGUGUAA